GAGAAUGUCUCAGUUGAGCCUGGCGAGGAGCUUCUCAGCACGCCCGUAGUGAUUGAGGUCCUUAUGGGGCGGCACUUUUUUGUGGAGCCGCCCAAUUGUUAUGUGACUUUCACCUACGGAGGUAGGGAGUACAACACUGAGACGCAUGAGAAUGCAACCAGCCCGCAGUGGCCUGACUCCAAGCAUGAGCUGGCCUAUGAUGGCCAACCAAUCUCUAUCGACUUCGCCAUCAUGCAACGCAGCGCGAAGGAGAAUGUGAAAAUUGCUUCCGUGACCGUGAAGUGGGACCGUUUUCUACCUGGCCUUCGCAAGGUGGCAGACUACCUGGUGACCCCCUUGGUACCUGGCGUCAAAAACACCGCGGCCAUCCGCGUGGCUGCCACGCUGCAGCCCCAGAGCAUGCCCAAACGGCCGGCGGGGCCACGGCGGAAGGCGCUCUUCGUGGGGAUUUGCUAUGAGGGAACCGAUUGGUACCUCCCCAAGUGCCACGAAGAUGCUGAAAAGAUGAAGAACCUCUUCUGCGGUCAUUGGGGCUUCAUCGACUCUCCUGAGAACACCAAGUGUCUUAUCGAUUGGCGGGACGCCCCGGACAGUACUCGACCAACCCUAGCCAACAUCAAGGCAGGUAUGAGGUGGCUGGUGGAGGGAGCCAUGCCGGGGGACAGUCUCCUUUUCUUCUACUGUGGACAUGGCUCCCAGCAGCGCAACGUGGAUCGCAGGGAAAAGGACGGCUUCGAUGAGGUGCUGGUCCCCGUGGACGGCAAAACUGAAGGAAUGUUGGUGGAUGAUGAGAUCAACGAGAUGUUAGUGCAGCCCCUGCCUGCUGGCGUGCGCCUGACGUGUUUCCUGGAUUCCUGCCACAGCGGUGGCGGCUUAGACUUGCCCUAUCAGUGGAAUCCCUACAUGGAGGAGGGAGCAUCAUGGCAUCUUGAUGAGGGCGGUGUUUACGCCGACGCCGACGUGAUCUGCGUCUCAGCUGCUGCAGAGGAUCAGACGGCCAAGGGAAUCCCUCGCCUGGGCAAUCGUGAGAACUUCCCCAGUGGCGCCUUUUCGGCCUCGUGGUGCGUCGCGUGUGAAGUGCAUGAGACGCAGUGUAAGAUGAAUUGGAAGGAGAUGCUGGGCAUCGUGAAGGAGGUCUGUGAUGAUUUCAACUGGAGCCAGAACGUGCAGCUUUCGAGUUCACAGAAGUUUGACCUCACGCGUGAGUUCAAUUUCCACGACUGCAUCCCCAACAGCAACGACAAGAAGGGCCCUGUGGUGAAUGAUGGGAUGCCCGGCUUUCCGCGCCGGAAUCGCUUGAUGGAUCCCACCUUCUCCGGUUUCAAAGUGCCAUGAGACGACGGCCAUGGACACAUUUGAUGCGCCACCAGGACCACCGGAGAAAGCGCGGUGCCGGCCUUUUAGUGGCUAUGCGGGGGAACUCUCCAGGCGGGGAUCAGGCUUAAGCCUUGCCCGAACUGAGAAUCUCCAUGCUGGCAAAGCUGCAAUUUGCUUUAUGCCGUUUGUCAACGAAACAUGGUUUCUUUCAAGUCCUGACAUUUCUAUCCCAGUAGUACCGCACAAGGCGGUG
Messenger RNA from Cladocopium goreaui, 1570 nucleotides. The record is from the annotation of a GenBank genome assembly. NCBI's taxonomy places the organism in Eukaryota, Dinophyceae, Suessiales, Symbiodiniaceae.